GCGUUCGUGUAUUCGGUGAUCUUUUGCGCCGUCUUCUUGCUUGAUGUCUCCUGAGCGGUGGCGGCGCCGGGUCGAAGGCUGACUUAACCGCGAGGCCCCUCGCUCAGGCUGCUUUCUCCCGCUGGUCGGUAGAGCGGACCCCUUGCAUCCUGCCUGCCUCUUUUUCCUGUCGGUGGCUGAGUCCCCUCGCUGGGCUGCAGACGGAGCCCCCGCCCGUCUUGCAGAUUUCCAUGAAGACAACUUACAAGGACCUGAAUGGCCUCAUUUUAGCUGCUUCAGCUUGUGGAGCAAUUGCUCGCUCCUUCUCUUCCUGUGCCUGGUGUGACAGUGGCUACUGAGCACCAUGAAGGUUGUUCCAGAGAAGAAUGCUGUCCGGAUACUCUGGGGGCGAGAACGGGGCACUCGGGCCUUUGGAGCUCAGCGGCUUCUGCAGGAGCUAGUGGAAGAUAAAACGCGGUGGAUGAAAUGGGAGGGCAAGAGAGUAGAACUGCCGGAUAGUCCACGCUCUACCUUUUUACUGGCCUUCAGCCCAGACAGGACUCUGUUGGCCUCCACCCACGUGAACCAUAAUAUCUAUAUUACGGAGGUGAAGACUGGCAAGUGUGUUCAUUCUUUGAUUGGACACCGCCGUACUCCAUGGUGUGUCACUUUUCAUCCUACCAUCUCAGGCCUUAUUGCUUCUGGCUGCCUAGAUGGGGAGGUCAGAAUUUGGGAUUUGCAUGGUGGCAGUGAAAGCUGGUUCACAGACAGCAACAAUGCCAUUGCUUCUUUGGCUUUCCACCCUACGGCUCAGCUCCUGUUGAUUGCCACUGCCAACGAGAUCCACUUCUGGGACUGGAGUCGGCGAGAGCCCUUUGCUGUCGUGAAGACAGCUAGCGAGAUGGAACGGGUCCGUCUGGUGAGAUUUGAUCCUCUCGGACACUACUUACUCACAGCCAUUGUUAACCCCUCUAAUCAGCAGGGUGAUGACGAACCAGAGAUCCCCAUAGACGGAACAGAGUUAUCCCACUACCGUCAGCGUGCCCUGCUGCAAUCACAGCCAGUUCGCCGGACGCCUCUCCUCCACAAUUUCCUGCACAUGCUGUCCUCCCGCUCCUCUGGCAUCCAGGUGGGAGAGCAAAGCACAGUGCAAGAUUCUGCUACCCCCUCACCCCCACCGCCUCCCCCUCAGCCCUCCACGGAGCGCCCCAGGACUUCCGCUUACAUCCGGCUCCGACAGCGGGUCAGUUACCCCACAGCUGAGUGCUGCCAGCACCUUGGGAUCCUGUGCCUUUGCAGCCGCUGCUCUGGCACUCGAGUUCCUUCCCUCUUGCCACACCAGGACAGUGUCCCCCCUGCUUCUGCCAGGGCUACUACCCCUUCCUUUUCUUUUGUACAGACCGAGCCCUUCCAUCCCCCGGAGCAGGCCUCGUCAGCGCAGCAGGACCAGGGCCUCCUGAACCGGCCGUCUGCCUUCAGUACAGUCCAGAGCAGCACUGCCGGCAACACGCUCCGCAACCUCAGUCUGGGCCCCACCCGUCGCUCUUUGGGAGGCCCUUUGUCCAGCCACCCUUCUAGAUAUCACCGAGAAAUAGCUCCUGGGCUGACAGGGUCCGAGUGGACCCGGACAGUGCUCAGUCUGAACUCCCGCUCUGAGGCAGAAUCCAUGCCUCCACCCAGGACCAGUGCCUCUUCGGUGAGUUUGCUGUCUGUGCUGAGACAGCAGGAAGGUGGCUCUCAAGCGUCUGUGUACACUUCAGCCACAGAAGGGAGGGGUUUUCCAGCUUCAGGGUUGGCAGCUGAGUCAGAUGGAGGAAGUGGCUCCAGCCAAAACAACUCAGGCAGCAUUCGCCAUGAGCUUCAGUGUGACCUGAGACGCUUCUUUCUGGAGUAUGACCGGCUUCAGGAGCUGGACCACAGCCUGAGUGGAGAAGCCCCCCAGACCCAACAGGCCCAGGAAAUGCUCAAUAACAACAUUGAAUCCGAGAGACCAGGCCCCUCCCACCAGCCCACCCCACACAGUAGUGAGAACAACUCCAACCUGUCCCGUGGCCACCUGAACCGCUGUCGUGCUUGCCACAAUCUCCUGACCUUCAACAACGACACCCUGCGCUGGGAAAGAACCACACCCAACUACUCCUCUAGCGAGGCCAGCUCGUCCUGGCAGGUCCCCACCACCUUCGAGGGCAUGCCAUCGAGUGGCAGCCAGCUGCCACCCCUUGAGCGGACUGAGGGCCAAACGCCCAGCUCCAGCAGGCUGGAGUUGAGCAGCUCUGCUAGUCCGCAGGAGGAGAGGACUGUGGGAGUGGCCUUCAACCAGGAGACAGGCCACUGGGAAAGAAUUUAUACCCAGUCUAGCAGAUCUGGAACUGUACCACAGGAGGCCUUACAUCAGGAUAUGCCUGAGGAGAGCUCUGAGGAAGAUUCACUCAGGAGGAGGCUGCUGGAGUCUUCCCUCAUUUCAUUAUCCCGUUAUGAUGGAGCAGGAUCCAGAGAGCACCCAAUUUACCCAGACCCAGCGAGAUUAUCUCCUGCUGCCUACUACGCCCAGAGGAUGAUCCAGUAUCUCUCCCGGAGAGACAGUAUUCGCCAGCGCUCCAUGCGCUAUCAGCAGAACCGCCUCCGUUCUUCCACCUCCUCCUCUUCCUCAGACAACCAGGGCCCAUCAGUAGAGGGAACCGACUUGGAGUUUGAGGACUUUGAGGACAAUGGUGACAGAUCCAGGCACCGAGCUCCACGCAAUGCCCGGAUGUCCGCACCUUCACUUGGACGCUUCGUUCCAAGGCGUUUCUUGCUGCCUGAGUACUUGCCUUAUGCAGGGAUUUUUCAUGAACGUGGACAGCCUGGCUUGGCAACUCACUCUUCUGUUAACAGGGUCCUGGCAGGGGCAGUGAUUGGUGAUGGACAGUCUGCUGUGGCCAGUAACAUUGCCAAUACUACCUACCGGCUCCAGUGGUGGGACUUCACUAAGUUUGACCUUCCUGAAAUCAGUAAUGCUUCCGUGAAUGUGCUGGUGCAGAACUGCAAGAUCUACAAUGAUGCCAGCUGUGACAUUUCUGCAGAUGGCCAGCUCCUGGCGGCUUUCAUCCCUAGCAGCCAAAGGGGCUUUCCUGAUGAAGGCAUCCUGGCAGUGUACUCCUUGGCCCCCCAUAACCUGGGUGAAAUGCUCUACACCAAGCGAUUUGGUCCCAAUGCCAUUUCGGUGAGCCUGUCCCCAAUGGGCCGAUACGUAAUGGUGGGCUUGGCCUCGAGGAGGAUCCUGCUGCAUCCCUCCACAGAGCACAUGGUGGCCCAGGUCUUCAGGCUGCAACAAGCCCAUGGCGGCGAGACCUCCAUGAGGAGAGUUUUCAACGUCCUUUACCCCAUGCCUGCCGACCAGCGGAGACAUGUCAGCAUCAACUCUGCCCGCUGGCUGCCCGAGCCAGGGCUUGGCCUGGCCUAUGGUACCAACAAAGGAGACCUGGUGAUCUGCCGACCAGAGCCGUCCUAAUGCUGUCCUCCACUUGGUGCGGAGUCUUCUCCAGGGGUGUUCUGCAGAUCACAGAGCAUGGCGUGACUGGUCUGGUAGGGUCUGUGGCUAUUGGAAGUGUCUGUGUUGCCUUUUGAUAGGGCCUCUGGUGAUUUUUUCCUAGGGUGUGUAUUUGGGUCAGUUCUCAUGCCUGGUAGGGGACUGAGCCUUGUCCGCUGAGCUAGGUCAGUGGCUCAGGAGAAAGGAAACCCUGUUCUAAGGGCAGCUCUUUCACUCUAUCCUGCAUUUUUGGAGCCCCUCCCAAGAGAGGCUGCCGUCUGAGACUGUGGUUCUGCCUACCACACUCUGCUCAGGCUCUGUGUCCAGAGGGCCCCUCUCACUAGCUCCUCGUGCCUUCCCAGAACCGAGCCUGGCUCUUUGACGACUGUGCCACCAUUAGUCUCGGCACUGGCUCUGUCCAUUUCUGCCCUCCCCCUGGCCUGAUCAUAGUCCUGGGAUCAGUCUGCUCUGAGCUCUUUCUUUUUUCCCAAAGCACAUGAGACCGAUUAUCUUAUCUCACCCUCUUAGGAGUUCGUAAGAGGACUCUGAUAGGCAUCUUUUCCAAAACUGGCACAGAAUUCUGGGCUAUAAUUUUAUUCUUAACCAACACUGUAGUUACAGGCCUUCCUUUUCCUGUUUCUCCAAGACAUCCUUCCUCAACAUUAUUGUCUCGUCUGUAGCUCCAGCCACUAAACCUUUGUCCCAGCCAAACUCCCAGCCCCCUCCCUUGUAAAAAUGACCUGCUCCAACAGAGGCAGACUCUCUACCUCCAGUUCAUCGUGGUGCCACAAAGGCUUAUAUGUCUGAAACCCCGGCCUCCGCACUUGCUGUGAGUCACGGACACCUCAGCCAAACAUGAAGCUGGCUUUGGCCUCUCUUCUCUCUUUUCUGCCCAUAUGUUGUCUUCAACAUCCAGCACCAGCAGGCUGGAGCCACCCUGGGCUGCCUGGGGAACGUAGCCGCAGGAACUCCGGCCUCUUCCAGGAGCAAGCGGGCACCGGCAUUUGACACCGCGAACAGGGGCCCAUUGCAGACCUAGUUGUGUUGGCCGUGUUGGCCCGAGAGAAGGCUAGCUUGCCCUGCCUGUGUGGGGUUGCUGUUUUUCCUGAAUUGUUGGGUCAUUCUGGCAAAUGCCCUAAAUCUUAGGGCUGCAUAUUUAUUUGAGGGAACCAUGUAAAUUAAGGCAGACAUGACUUUGUCCUAACUUGUUCAGAGCUGCUCUGCUCCUCAGUCCCCUUCGUAUCUGUGGGGUUUGGCUUCAGGCAGGGAAGACUGAGCAGUAUUGAGGUAAAGACGGGAAGACUUAUCCAAGGCCACCCAGCAGAUCAGUGACAGAAUUAGGUUCCCUGACUUUCUAAUUCUGAGCUCUUCCCUACAGCUGGUUUGUUUUUUUUUUUUUUACCUUUUUUCUAUCAUGAAUAACUUUAAAAUUCUGAUAGAAACCAUGUAUGCUCUUCUACAGAAAAAUACACCACAAGAACAUCCACGUAAUUUCAUAGCUCUCUUAAGACCUCAGGUAAAGCAUGCAGCCCUAGAUCACGUUGAGACAUUUAAGCAGGUCAAAUGAUUGACAUGGAGGGAAAUGAGAGAGGAGAAGGGAGAAUGUUCACAUCUUUUGAACAGUCUUUGGUGGUCUCUGGCCUAGAAUAAGGAGAACAAGUGAAUAGGGCAGGAGGAGCUCAGGGUUGUUGUCUCUCCAGUAGGCGGCUGCCUGAAGCUCCCCGCCCUUACCCUGGUGACAGGGCUCUCGCACACCUGUUCCCGAGGGCAUAGCAGCUGGCCAGCCGGGGUUACAGCCCUCCCCCCAAGAACAGGUGCUUGUCUGCCUUCGUCUGCGGACACGGGCAGCUGCACCCCGCUUUGUGCUUUCUGUCUCCCUCUUGAUUUCUCCUCCAUUGUCCUAGCCUCCACACACUCUCCAAGCACAAAGACAGAGGUCACAAGCCCCUUGGGCAUCUCUUGGUGGCACUAAAACCCCACUGACAGUAGAACAAGGCCUCAGGAAAUACUCCCAUCAUUCUAGGGAACGAAAUUCUGACGAUAGGCGAGGAGACGAGCAGCUGGCCCCGUAGCGCGUGUGCGAAGCCAUUAGGGUGGCUGAUAGCCGGGGCCCCCCACCCUUCCUAGCAGCAAGGCCCUCCUUUCUCCUUUGCUUUGCUCCCCCACCGGCCGCUCCUCCCAAGCUGCUGCUGUGCUGGCUGACUGCCAGCCCAGCCAACACCCCCACCGAUAACCACAGUGGGUGUGAAGUACCAGAUUGAUGUGAGGGGGUGCUUGCUCACUUCCGGCUUCAUAGAUCAGCCCUACAAAUGGGGGGGAGGUGUUGCUGGGAAGACCACUGCUUCUCAGAGUCAGCUCUGAAGACAGAAUUGAGGGACUCCUGCCAGAAGAAACUAGGUCGGGACUGUGGGGCAUCUGGCCCCCUGGCUGAGUGUGGGACCCCUGACAGGGCCCCAGCUCUGCCCCUUAAGAGGACGCUACCGCUGUAAACAGUGAUUGCAGUCAAGCAUCACUGACCAAGGAAGAGAAAGGCACACCCUGAAUCAGAAGGGGAGCCACAGAGACUUCAUCUUUCCGGCUGUCCCAUAGGAGCCAGGUGCCAGCUCUUUCCCACGUUGCAGAGAGAGUGGGGAUAAAUGCGUGUCCUUCUUUCAAAGAGACAGCCAUGUAAGGGAUAGAUGAAAGAAGAUGUUCUCAAAGAGAAUAUUCCCUACAAGUGGAGGAGUUCAGGCUGAGUCGGUGGAACGUGCAGCUCUUGAUCUUGGGUAUGUGAGUUCGAGCCCCACUUUAGGUGUAGAGAUUACUUAAAAAUAAAAUCUUAAAAAAAAAAAAAAAAGUUGAGAUGUUCAGAGCCAUAAUCUGCAUGGGAGCAUGGUCACCACUGAGGAAGCCAGGCCGGCUCCUAGCUAGGUUGAGGGAACUCAGAAGGUCCCAGCUGUGAGGGAGUCACUGAGCCCAGCCUGGCAGCACAGCCGCGGAUGCUGCUCAAGGAAGCCUGGGAUGCAGUGGAAGCAAGUCCCUUUGAAAAGGCUGGCCCUGCUCGGCCUUCCCGCGCUUCCUCAUCCCUUCGUGUGUUUACGUGGCUUCCGGGAAGAACCCAGAGGCAACAGUGACUCAUUGAUCCUUACUAAGACUCAAGGAGAAAAGAGAUGGUUGGGAGCAUUCUUCAGCUUUUAGGCGGAAAUCAGUGAUACUGGGUAUUGGAGGCUAAGAGUCUCAGUAGCCAGAGAGGGUGUCUUCACCUCUGAUCCUUGUACAGUACCUGGAAUUUUAACCAAACUUCCAAAAACAUGAGCUUGUUGUCAUCCAGCUGCUCUGACCACAGAAAGUAGAACAGGUCAGGGCUCCAGUAGACCUGUUGAUGGCGGGGAGCAGCGUGGUACGCAGUAAGGAGAGGGGCCGGCUGGAGCAGCACAUCUGCCGGUCUCUGUCAUCCCCUUCUUGGCCGUUGACCUCAUCACUGAAUGUCCUGAACCCGCAGCUCUGAGCUGACCUUGCAUGCUGCCCAAUGGAACGUGUUUGAGGGGACCCUUUGACCAUCAGCAUGAUGCUACCACUCCCAGCACAGGGACUGGGGCCUUCAGGUGGCCUGUCUUCUAAGACCGGAAGGAAGGUUCCUGUCCACGCAGCACAUGGCUCGGCGUAGGUCUAGUGUGGACAGUUUGUUGUCGCUCACCAGCCCUGGCUCGCGGGAGUUACAGAGGAGGGACUUGGCGGGGCCCCAGAUGGUAUUGCCACCUGUCAAUAAAUCUUGACAAGUUUGUAAAUCAGAGGCUCCCUGGCAGCUGGCCUCACGUGGGGCCUCAUGCAGCCAGGAUUUGCUUAGCAAAAGCUGCAGUGAUGGCUUUGUUUCGGGGGCCGCUGCUGUUGACCUCUGGCCCUGUGCCUCUUCCCUCAUGGAAGGUCCUCUCCCGUCUCCUGGGCUCUGCAGUGCCCCUGCUGUUCUCAGACAGCAGCCCCCCCCCCCCCCACACACACACACACAAGAGAGCUGAAUGCUCUGAGGAGGAAGGAGCUGCUUCUUUUUAAACAGACGGUCUGGAGAAGAUCACACCAAAAACGCAGCCCUGUGGGUCCCCGGGGCUACCCGAGGGCGGUUAGACCGGAGCAGAGAAGGAAGAGCACCUGUGCUUGGCUGUGGCUCUUUUCCUCAAACACACUCUUGUGCCCCUUAGGUGAAGCCCAGUCCCCAGAAUCUUCAUGACCUUUGAGAGACAGAUGCAGGGCUCUGGCCCAGGCCUGUUCCCUUUCACCUGCAGUAGCACACUGUCCUGACAUGGGGUCCCUCGCCAUCCAAGCCCUGUCAGGUGCCCAUCCUGGCUAAUCCUGACAUCACUUGCCCCCGCAGAGGGCCUUUUCCUCAUGACCCACUGACUUUAAUUUUUCUGCUCUUCAUUGAAGAAGUUCUGUCAUUAAAGGAAGAUGGCCGGGGGCUCUAGGUGAGAAAGUUGGCUUUUGUUGGAGCUUGUCUUGGCUCGGGCAGCCAUUACAGAACACCACAGACUGAAGGUCUUAAUCAACAGAAAUUUAUUUCCUCACAGUUCUGGAGGAUGGAAGUCCGAGGGGAGGAGCUAGCAGGGCUGGGUUCUGGUGAGGGCUGUCUUCUCACUGUGUCCUCUCAUGGUGGAGAAAGAGAUCUCUUUCUUACUCUUCUUCUUUCUCUUUUUCUUCUUCUGUUUUUCUGAGAUUUAUUUUUAAAUAGUCUCUACACCCAACGCGGGUCUCAAACCUCACAGCCCCACGAUGGAGAGUUUCAUGUUCCGCUGACUGAGCCAACCAGGCGCCCCACUUUCUUACUCUUCUUAGAAAGCCACAGUCCUUCUAGAUUAGAGUCCCACCCUUCUGGCUUCAUUUAAUCUUAAUUACCUCCUGAAGACCCUCUCUUCAGCUGCAGUCUCACCGGGGGAUAGGCCUCCCAUCUGUGGAUUUGGGGGGAUACAGUUCAGUUCAUGGCCCCGCUCCUCCAGCAUGUGUGCACGCCCUGUCCCAUUUAGGAGCAGAGCCGGCUGUUUAGAGUAUCUCUUACAGUCUCCAGAGGGACACCAGGGUUUGGUUUGGGUUUUGUUUCUUGGGUUUUUUGUUUUGUUUUGUUUUUCAAAAUUUAUUUAUUUG
Messenger RNA from Mustela erminea (ermine), 8599 nucleotides. It is a transcript of the gene AMBRA1, whose product is annotated as autophagy and beclin 1 regulator 1. Gene Ontology annotation, cellular component: intracellular membrane-bounded organelle. Gene Ontology annotation, biological process: autophagy. The record is from RefSeq and is a predicted model, not a curated record. Gene Ontology annotation, molecular function: protein binding. The transcript is spliced from 16 exons. NCBI's taxonomy places the organism in Eukaryota, Metazoa, Chordata, Mammalia, Carnivora, Mustelidae. The coding region runs from base 344 to 3469 and encodes 1041 amino acids.